AUGUCGUACACCAUCGCCGGCACCAAGAUCCUCAACGAGUACCUCGUCCUCGGCGUCCUCGGCACCUACGCCGCCAUCGGCUACUCCAAGAUGGCCGGCGGAAGCAGCCAGCCCAGCCCCGCCGGCGGCGCCUCGCCCGACUCCAAGAAGGCCGCUGCCCCCGAGCCCCCGAUCAACGCCAGCAGCUCCGACGAGGAGGCCUUCAUCAAGCAGUUCCUCGCCGAGGCCGAGGGAAACGGUGACCGUCUCGUCUAG
This is a messenger RNA of Pseudozyma flocculosa PF-1, 255 nucleotides long. RefSeq lists its product as uncharacterized. The transcript has 3 exons. Gene Ontology annotation, biological process: proton motive force-driven ATP synthesis. The record is from RefSeq and is a predicted model, not a curated record. Lineage: Eukaryota; Fungi; Basidiomycota; Ustilaginomycetes; Ustilaginales; Ustilaginaceae. Bases 1 to 255 code for a protein of 84 amino acids.